Molecule: messenger RNA, 351 nt
Organism: Gongylonema pulchrum
Lineage: Eukaryota; Metazoa; Nematoda; Chromadorea; Rhabditida; Gongylonematidae
Source: the annotation of a GenBank genome assembly
GUCAUUUAUUUUACAUUACGCAACGCAGCCAAUGGUGACAUUAUUGGAGAAGCCGAUGUUCCCUAUUCACAUUUGAUUGCCGAUUGUAAAACCAAUUUAAAGCUGCGAUCUCGGGACGUAAAUGGUAAUACGCUGUUUGGUGUAUCGAGGCGCUCGUUGCAUCCAGUCGGUGUACUACAUAUUAAUUCCUACGUGGACAACAGCAUCAUGAGCUGUUCGUCUCGUGGAAGCAGUGCCUCGUCACAAAGCUGCACUGAAGAGAAAUGUCGGCAUUCGACCAAAAAUAGCGAUGAUGAUGAGCUGACGGGUGGUUUUGUCCCGGCCAGCAAUGUUAUGAUGGCAAGCGGGUAA